AUGUGCUUCACUAUCUUCGGGAACUACUUCAACGGUUCCGCUUCAAGAAACCCCACCAUGCGCUUCGGCUCCUUUGAUAUCUUCUCAAACGUUUACGAUUAUGAGGCUCGCAACGACAAACCCCCGCGUUUCAACGAUGCAGGCCAGGCACACAGAAGGGAGGCGCUGGGUCCAACACCGCUAGAUGGGGUACUCCAGUACCAUCUUGAUGUUUACAACCAGUCGCGCGUGCAAGUUAAGAACAAUGUGUUCCUCCAGUACAGCGCUUUCCCGAACAAUAUAUCCUACAUCUUCACGAUCAGCGAAGCAACCCUUUCAAACCGCCCCGCAAAGGUCUGCAUUCGGGAAAUGCCUCCCCGUUUUCCGUCGACUAUGAAUGGGGUCGCGAUAGCCAGCCUGCGCCAGGUCAUGGCCAACACCGUGGACUUUGUCGUGGAUUCUGAGGGGUGCUGUAGAAGGCGCGGUGGUGCUGACUUGCGAUGGAUUUGGGGGUUACAAGUGGCCCAACGUGUUCGAAGGCCCAGGAGAUGUUCUGGAGUAUGUACUCUCUGA
Messenger RNA from Pleurotus ostreatus (oyster mushroom), 552 nucleotides. RefSeq lists its product as uncharacterized. Lineage: Eukaryota; Fungi; Basidiomycota; Agaricomycetes; Agaricales; Pleurotaceae. The record is from RefSeq and is a predicted model, not a curated record. The coding region runs from base 1 to 552 and encodes 183 amino acids. The transcript has a single exon.